AUGGAUCCCGCCAAAACGCAUCCACUCACGGUCUUCCACGUGGUGGCAAUGCCCUAUCCCGGUCGAGGCAACAUCAACCCCAUGAUGAACCUCUGCAAGCUCCUAGCUUUACGAAGGCCCCAACACAUUCUCGUCACCUUCGUGGUCACCGAAGAGUGGCUCGGCUUCAUCGGCUCAGACCCUAAGCCGUCUAACAUACGCUUCGCCACCGUACCCAACGUCAUACCUUCCGAGCUGGGUCGUGCCAAAGACUUUCCCGGCUUUUUGGAAGCCGUAAGCACGAAGAUGGAAGCGCCCUUUGAGGAUCUCCUGGACCGGCUUGAACUGCCGGUGACAGCCAUCCUGGCUGACACUUAUGUGUUUUGGGCUAUCGGAGUUGGGAACCGGAGGAAUAUUCCGGUGGCAUCGCUGUGGCCCAUGUCGGCGACGGUGUUCUCUGUGUUGCACCACUUUGAACUCCUCGUGCAGCAUGGCCAUUUCGCGAAGGAAGUGUUAGAAUGCAAAGAUGAGCUUGUGGACUACAUUCCAGGAGUGCCUGUUACACGUAUUGUAGAUCUUCCCACCGUUAUGUCUAGAAGCAGUCAUGAUCAAGUCUUGCACCGAUGCCUGGAUGGUGUUUCGUCAGUGUCCAAAGUGCAAUAUCUUCUAUUCACUUCUGUCAGCGAACUUGAAGCUAAUGUCAUUGACACUUUAAAAGGAAAACUCCCUUUACCGGUGUACCCUAUUGGCCCUGCCAUACCUUACUUUGAACCUCAAAAAAAUUCUUCUACAACAAGUGAUCACAAUGGCGUAAACUAUCUCCGGUGGCUAGAUUGUCAACCUACAUGCUCUGUCUUCUACAUCUCAUUAGGAAGCUUCCUUUCGAUUUCAAGUGCCCAAAUGGGUGAAAUUGCAAGUGGGCUACAAGAUAGUGGCGUCAGGUACCUAUGGGUGUCACGUGGAGAAACUGAUCAGCUUGGAGAUGUUGGUGGUUGUGAUAUGGCGGGCUUAGUGUUGCCUUGGUGUGAUCAGUUGAAAGUAUUGUGCCAUCCAGCGGUAGGAGGGUUUUGGACACAUUGUGGAUGGAAUUCUACAAUGGAGGCUGUUUUUGCUGGUGUUCCUAUGCUUACUUUUCCUAUAUUGGGGGAUCAAUUCCCAAACAGUAAACAGGUUGUGGAGGAUUGGAAGGUUGGAUGGAGGGUUAAGAAAGAUGUGAGAUCUGAAAAUUUAGUGACAAGGGGAGAAAUCUCUGAGCUUGUGAAAAGGUUUAUGGAUCAAAAAAAUAAUGAAAGUAAUGAAAUGAGGGAAAGAGCGAAACAACUUCAAAAAGCUUGUCGAAGCGCAGUUGCUGAAGGUGGGUCAUCUGAAACAAAUCUUGAUGCUUUUAUUAAGGAUGUUUUAAAAGGCCACAACUAUUAA
Molecule: messenger RNA, 1398 nt
Organism: Corylus avellana
Lineage: Eukaryota; Viridiplantae; Streptophyta; Magnoliopsida; Fagales; Betulaceae
Product: UDP-glycosyltransferase 87A1-like
Molecular function (GO): quercetin 7-O-glucosyltransferase activity; quercetin 3-O-glucosyltransferase activity
Source: RefSeq, a predicted model, not a curated record